AACAAAGCUCCAUGUGCAAAAGAAAGAAAAAAAAAAACCUACGAACCUGUAGAAAGUUUGGUCUCCUCUGCACUUUGUCAUGGAAACAGUUAAAACGUGAAUGCGAAGCGUUGACGUGAGCUUCGGAGACUCUUAGUUCGUUUUAUAGAUAAAUACCCGAGGUUUCUGUGAAGAAAAGUACCGAAGAAGAGAAAAACAAAGAAAGCGACAAUCCCGGCGUUUAAACUUUAAAGUCCGACGCAUCAGGAGGAGGAGGUUUCGGCUCUUCGGCGAGGAAGCACGAGAUGGAGGAAGAGCAUCUGGAAAGAAGAGAGGAGGAGGACACAACACUAAAAACUCCCUACACAAAGAGAGAGGAGAAGGAAACGAUGGAGGCUGGAUCCAAAGACGAGGCACACGGAGAUCUCAUUGUUGGACACACUCCCAUCUCCGCCGCCUCCUCUCCUUAUCUGGCCUGUUCUCUACACCGAGGAAGAGGACUUGAAGAGGAAGACGAGGUCAGAGUAGCUCUAGUCACUAUCGAGGACGAGUCCUGUCCGUCUGAGCUGUUUGACACGGCUCACCUCCACGUCACAAAUACAGUCCUACGAACUGAGGAAGACGUAGAUGGAAAAGAGGAGGAGGAAAAGGGAACAGGCACAGAGGUGCAGAGGGCAAACUGUGAAGGAGAGGAGGAACAGGAGGAGAGCACAGAGGUGACCUCACCCUCACUCCAGCUGCAGAUCCAGAUGAAGAGGAAGUUGGAUCAUGGUCCAGAUGGUCGACCGUUCCCUUCAGGGAAGAAGCACUGCAAAGGCAGCGGGUUCCUCAGUCCGUCUGCUCUGGUCCAGGCCACGCCCACCACGUUCGGCGACCUGCGGCUGGCCAAUGGGCAUUCGGCUCAGCGGCGGCGGGUCACCUCGGGCCCCCCCCCCUCCGGCCUGCAGGACUGGCUUCACACCUUCCAGAUGUGGAGCGGCCCGGAGAGGCUCCUGGCUCUGGACGAGUUGAUCGACAGGUGUGAGAACAGUCAGGUGAAGCACGUGAUGCAGGUCAUCGAGCCCCAGUUCCAGAGAGACUUCAUCUCGCUGCUGCCCAAAGAGCUGGCCCUGUACGUGCUCACCUUCCUGGCUCCCAGAGACCUGCUGCAGGCGGCGCAGACCUGCCGCUACUGGAGGAUCCUGGCCGAGGACAACCUGCUGUGGAGGGAGAAGUGCCGGGAGGAAGGUAUAUCAGAGUGUGUGUCUCUUCGUGUGAAGUGUGCACGGCCAGUCGCUGCAGUCAGUCCGUGGAAGUCUGCCUUCAUCAGGCAGCACUGCAUCGAAACCAACUGGAGGAAGGGCGACGCGCGGGAGCCCAUGGUGCUGAAAGGCCACGACGACCACGUCAUCACCUGCCUCCAGUUCAGCGGAGACCUGAUCGUCAGCGGCUCCGACGACAACACCCUCAAAGUGUGGUCGGCCGUCAGCGGCAAGUGCCUGCGGACGUUGACGGGUCACACGGGCGGCGUGUGGUGCAGCGAGAUGACGGCCGCCACCGUGAUCAGCGGCUCCACCGACCGCACGCUGCGCGUGUGGGACGCCGAGGGCGGAGACUGCGUCCACACGCUGUACGGACACACGUCCACGGUGCGCUGCAUGCACCUCCACGGCAACCGGGUGGUGUCGGGCUCUCGGGACACCACGCUGCGAGUGUGGGACGUGUCGUCGGGCCGCUGCGAGCACGUGCUGACGGGCCACAUGGCGGCGGUGCGCUGCGUCCAGUACGACGGGCGCCGGGUGGUGUCCGGGGGCUACGACUACAUGGUGAAGGUGUGGGACCCUGAGACGGAGGCGUGUCUGCAUACACUGCAGGGACACACCAACAGAGUGUACUCGCUACAGUUUGACGGCGUGUUUGUGGUGAGCGGCUCCCUGGACACGUCAAUCCGAGUGUGGGAUGCAGAGACAGGUGGAUGUGUCCACACGUUGACCGGCCACCAGUCCCUCACCAGCGGCAUGGAGCUGCGGGACAACAUCCUGGUGUCGGGGAACGCAGACUCCACGGUCCGGGUGUGGGACGUCCGGACGGGCCAGUGCCUCCACACGCUGCAAGGUCCUAACAAGCACCAGUCAGCGGUGACGUGCCUCCAGUUCUGCAGAGGCCUGGUUCUGUCGAGCUCAGACGACGGGACGGUCAAGCUGUGGGACCUGAGGACCGGAGCCUGGCUGAGGGACGUGGUGGCGCUGCAGAGCCGCGGGUCAGGUGGCGUCGUGUGGCGGAUCCGAGCGUCCGACACGCGGCUGGUGUGCGCCGCCGGCAGCAGGAACGGGACGGAGGAAACCAAACUGUUGGUGCUGGACUUUGACCUGGACGACAAGAGGAAGGAGAGCGACUGAGGAGGACGCUUUGCUUUUGAGCACUCGUCCGCUCUCACACACUCUGACUUAGUUCUGACCAAAGUCGUGGCGGUUUCCAGCUUUUCCGACACACGGAUGUGAAUGUUCCAGUGCAGAGACACGUGGACACAGUGAGGUUCCCAGAGGCAUUCAGCUCCAGGUGAAUGUGAGCUGGACAAAAGCACGGAGGCUUCUGACGGAAGAGACCAUGAAUGAUUUACUUUAAUGCUGCUGAACCAACGAGGACUCGCCUCAACCAACCAACCAACCAACCCACACGAACCAAAUGAUGGCGGCCGGAGACACGUGCAACGUUUAGAGGCAGACACGAAACCAAUGUGAGCGGAUCCAGUAUAGUCUUUAUGAGCAGAAGUGUCUUUGCCCGUUUCUGGCUCAGACUGAGCGUCUGUUUCAGGCCUGUUACUGUAACGUGCUGUAGCCACUGGUUCCACUGGUGAAUUCUGUUUUUCCAGUAAGUUAGUCAGCACAAGUAUUGUGUUAGUGUUAUUGAAGGUGGAAACCACGGUUUCAUAGAACAACUGCGAAGCUGUUUGCACCUGUUACAACAAACCAUCGUUUAAUCUGCAGAGGAUUAAAACAUGUUACAGCAUUUAAACAAAAAAUCCAUAAUGUCCAAUUACCAAUUGGUGAUUGGACAAAAGGUUUAAAGACAGUUACUUUUAUAUAAAUAUCAUUUUAUUAGUACAUUUAUAAAUCGUUAUUGGCAGAUUACUCAAUUCAGAUAAUAACUUUAAACCCUGACAUGAAAAUCUAUGCCAUGAAACCUUCCAGAAGGAAAAUUCAUUUAUUUUAGUUACAUGUUUAAAAAUGUCUUGGCAUCCAUUCAGUCAGAUCUGUUUGUCGGAUGUUUUAAAUCUGAUUCCUCCUCUAAAGGGUCACUUAACAUGUUUUCUUCUGCUGCUGAAAUAUUAAACACAUUCAUAAUUGAAAACGUCAACUUAACAGAUAUUAAUCUGAUAACCUGCUGUUGCCAGGCAACGCCUCCAGCCAAUAGCCAGAGAUCUGGGUGAUAUUUUGCCCGGCAACAGGUGGUUUUCGAGGAACGUUGACCUUUGCAGGUGUGAGACUCUGUAGAGAUGUAAUCAUGUAAAAUACUGUAAAUACAAGAGGAUGUAAAUAUUCAGCUUUUUAUAAGAACAAGAGAGAAAAUAUUAUGGAAUGAGACCAGGAUGGAUGAAAAACGAUCAAUAAAGAUUUUUUUUAUAAA
Messenger RNA from Betta splendens (Siamese fighting fish), 3585 nucleotides. Its product is annotated as F-box/WD repeat-containing protein 7-like. NCBI's taxonomy places the organism in Eukaryota, Metazoa, Chordata, Actinopteri, Anabantiformes, Osphronemidae. Gene Ontology annotation, cellular component: cytoplasm; nucleus. The record is from RefSeq and is a predicted model, not a curated record. Gene Ontology annotation, biological process: proteasome-mediated ubiquitin-dependent protein catabolic process; ubiquitin recycling. The transcript is spliced from 14 exons. Bases 285 to 2357 code for a protein of 690 amino acids. Gene Ontology annotation, molecular function: ubiquitin binding.